GUAGUUGCUCGGAUGUCGGAGACAGCUCAAGGAUAUCGAGGGUAAGCGUCAGGAGCGACAACGGCAAGGGAGCAUGGCGAAGGAAACGCUGCUCAGGGUAUGGUUAUGUAGACAUCACUGGACCUUACUGCAGAGGACAAGGCAAGUGUCACUAUUGUCUUCUAGCAUCGUCAGGCGACAGCUUAGCUCCCAGCCCAUGAGUUAUGUCCGUCGACAAAGCCUUUAUAAAAAGCUGCUCCUUGGGGCUGUGGUUGGUGUCCCACUGGCUAUGGGUGCUGUAUUUAGCUUGUCAGAUGCCCGUGACCGUAGGAAGAUGAGGCUACUGUUUGAAGGUGUUAGUCGCUUCUACAGAUCCAUUUACUUUGGAAUAAAAAUCUCUACAGAUUAUUGGUGGACUAUUAAUGUAAAACUUCGUGGAAAGGAUGAGAACAGCCAGGACUUCAUAGACGCAAUGUCUGCCUGUCACCAGCGAGGAGCAGACCUCAUUGUGGAGGGAGCCAUUAAAAACUCGGGUUUGUACAUCAAACUGGGGCAGGGAUUGUGCGCCUUCAACCAUCUGCUCCCCCCUGAGUAUACCACCACUCUGCGAAUCCUAGAAGACAAGGCCAUCAACAGGAGGUACAAGGAGGUCGAUGCAUUGUUCCUUGAAGACUUUCGUACCACUCCAGAUAAAUUAUUCAAACACUUUGAAGAAGAGCCAUUUGCAGCUGCUAGUCUAUCACAAGUCCACAAAGCAGAGCUGCAUGAUGGAACAUCUGUGGCUGUUAAAGUGCAGUUCAUUGAUCUACGGGAUCGGUUUGAUGGAGAUAUCAUGACACUGGAAUUCCUCUUGGGUCUAGUUCAGUUUAUGCAUCCGAAGUUUGCAUUCCGUUGGGUCCUCCAGGACCUGAAGGGAACGCUGGCCCAGGAAUUGGACUUUGAGAAUGAAGGUCGUAAUGCAGAACGAUGUGCAGAAGAUCUCAAGCACUUCAAAUUUAUUGUCAUUCCUAAGGUAUACUGGGAGCAGACCAGUAAGCGAAUCCUGACUGCAGAUUACUGUGAGGGCAGUAAAAUCACCAACAUUGAAGAAAUUGAGCAGCAGGGCUUGAGUGUAAAAGAUGUUGCGGACAAACUAGUCAAGACUUUUGCAGAGCAGAUAUUUUACACUGGGUUCAUUCAUGCUGACCCCCAUCCUGGAAAUAUUUUGGUAAGGAAGGGUCCUGAUGGAAAAGCAGAACUGGUGCUCCUAGACCACGGGUUGUAUGAAAGCUUGAAUCUAAAGGACAGGAUUACUCUCUGCAAACUCUGGCGUUCCAUCAUCCUGCUCAAUGAUGCUGCGAUGAAGAAAUUUGCCAAUGAGCUGGGGGUCAAAGAUUACUUCCUGUUCUGUGAGAUCCUGUUGCAACGACCUAUCAAUAUGCGGGAGACAGCUUACCAGCUGGCCAAUAUGAUGACAAGGGAGGAAAGGGCCUACAUGCAGGACAUGGCCAGCAAUCAUUUUGACAGGAUCAUCCAGGUGCUGAAGGACCUACCACGUCCCAUGUUGCUAGUCUUCAGGAACAUCAACACUGUCCGCUGUAUAAACGUCAUCCUCGGCUCACCUGUUGACCGAUAUGUCCUGAUGGCUAGAAGUGCGGUUAAAGCACACAGUCUGUUAACAAAUAAACACACUGAAGGAUUUUGGAGAGUUGGUGCUUUCAAGUGGCUAAAGAUAAAGUGGGCCAGCCUCCAGUUUGAGAUCGGUCUCCGGUCAGAAAGUGUGAUGAUGAAGAUAAUCUCCAUGCUCGUCCGAUUAUUCAUUUACUUUGGUCUGAUUGUGCCAGAUGAAGAUUUAUACAGUUACCUGCUGGAGUAACAUUGAACUGGCUGUCAAUUCAAAUCCUGUUAGAGGUGCGAGAAUCUACUGGACCUUUUGUUUGGAAAUUUUGGUUUCUUCUUACCUCAAAUCAGAACAGAGUCUGACUACCACGGCCACUGCCUCACCAAGCAGCCAUCAUCCUUGAGCAAUGCUCAAAGUUAAAUGGAAGGUUGGCCAAAGGGAUCUGAAAUCUGGCAUUUUCACUCAGCUGGCAUGGUUUCUGUCAACAUAUCACUGGCAACCCUCAUGCAAAAGCCUCUACCAUUUCAGGCUAAAUUGGAGCUGUUUGCUCACAGUGCACCAUUGAAGGAAUGGAAACUUCAACUUUGUUACUGCUGUUUGGCAACAAUAAGAUUAAUGAGCAGUUUUCUUGAGCCAAUAGUCUGCAAUCCUUUGAUUGAAAUGACACAAAUCACACGAUGUCCUGAAAUAAAUCAGUCAGGAAUUUGUUGGUGGAUGAAAAUUCUGAACCUCAACUCUUAUCUCUUCCUUUACCUGCACCAUGAUAGAAUUUAAGUCAUUCAUGUAAGGCUAUUCAGCAUACAGAAUCCCACCUCUGACCUAUUAAUGUUAUCAUGGUACUUACUUGAAUAAAAUCUGAUUGAAGAUUUGUAGCUCGGGUAUCCGUUGUUGUGGUUCUGCUCGCCGAGCUGGAAGUUUUU
Molecule: messenger RNA, 2499 nt
Organism: Hemiscyllium ocellatum (epaulette shark)
Lineage: Eukaryota; Metazoa; Chordata; Chondrichthyes; Orectolobiformes; Hemiscylliidae
Gene: adck5
Product: aarF domain containing kinase 5
Exons: 15
Coding region: 74-1834 (586 amino acids)
Source: RefSeq, a predicted model, not a curated record